ACUUUUACGCCAUCUUGAAAUCAAUAUUCGCAAUAAUUCUUCUUUGUAGAAUUUGCGAUUGGCUCUUACGUUUAGUUUUUUUAAAUUUAACCGUGCGUUAAAUAUUUUAAACGUUGUGAAGUUAAAAAUUAACUUUCCGCCCCCAUGCAACGAUGAUUGGAUACCUAAUCCUCGCCGCCCUUCUGGGCCUCGCCCAGGCCCGCCCGCAGCAGCAGUCAGGCUUCACACCCGACUCCAAGACUUGUCCCCUUACAGGUCACUGGCUGUUGCCCCACGAAUAUGACUGCACCAAGUUCUACUACUGUGAGUACGGAACCAGGUGGGAGACCCCUAGGAACUGUGCCCGCGGUACCGAGUUCUCUUACGAGCUGCAGGUCUGUGUGCACCCCGCCCAAGCCAACUGCAACCUCCCCGGAUCUCCUCCCCCAGAACCAGAGGUGACUACCCCUGAAGUGACCACCCCCGAAGUGACCACCCCUGAGGUGACUACUCCUGAGGUGACCACCCCUGAGGUGACCACCCCUGAGGUGACCACCCCUGAGGUGACUACCCCUGAGGUGACCACCCCUGAGGUGACUACCCCUGAGGUGACUACCCCUGAGGUGACUACCCCUGAGCCUGAGGUGACUACCCCUGAACCUGAGGUGACUACCCCAGAACCCGAGAUUACUACCACUCUGGCCCCGGAAACCGAUGCACCUGAGGUAGUCACUCCCCCUGCUACCACUUUGGCUCCCGAGACUGAUGCCCCUGAAGUAGUAACUCCCCCUGCUACCACCCUGGCCCCAGAAACCGAUGCUCCCGAGGUAGUCACAGCUCCUUCCACCACCUUGGCCCCUGAGACUGAUGCCCCGGAAGUAGUGACAGCAACUACCGAGCAACCCGAGGUAGUCACAGCUCCUUCCACCACUUUGGCUCCUGAGACAGAUGCCCCUGAGGUAGUCACAGCUCCUUCCACCACUUUGGCUCCAGAGACUGACGCCCCUGAAGUAGUCACAGCUACCACCGAAGUUCCUGAGGUAGUCACAGCUGCUUCCACCACUGAAGCCCCUGAAGUCGAGAAGCCUACCGUAGUUACUGCUAUCCCUACCACUGAAAACCCCGAAUCCGAAACACCUGAAGUUGUAACUGCUAUUCCUACCACUGAAGCUCCAGAAGUCGAGAAGCCUACAGUAGUUACUGCUAUUCCUACCACGGAGACAACUGAAGACCCGACUACCUUAGCCCCUACCACCGAAGGAGACUCUGGUCUGCUGCCCAACGGAUGCCCGUCUGACUUCCACAUUCACUUGCUUCUGCCUCACGAGACAGAAUGCAACUUGUUCUACCAGUGCAACUUUGGAGAGAAGGUUCUGAAGACCUGCCCGAAGCCUUUGUACUUCAACAACGAGAUUCAGGUCUGCGACUGGCCCGAGAACGUAGACUGCAACGGAUCAAACGGUGGUGUCACCUCACCCGCUCCUACUACCGAAGCCGAGACCGUUGAGGUAGUCACUGCAGUCCCCACCACCACUGAAUCAGAGACUGAGACUGUUGAGGUAGUCACUGCCGUCCCCACCACCACUGAAUCAGAGGCUGAGACAGUUGAGGUUGUUACUGCCAUCCCAACCACCAAUGCCCCAGAGACUGAGGCCACCACUGUAGCUGAAACUGAAACCCCUGAGGUAGUCACUGCAGUCCCCACCACCACUGAGUCAGAGGCUGAGACAGUUGAGGUUGUCACUGCUAUCCCAACCACCACUGAAUCAGAGGCUGAGACUGUUGAGGUUGUUACUGCCAUCCCAACCACCAAUGCCCCUGAGACUGAAGCCACGACUGUAGCUGAAACUGAAACCCCUGAGGUAGUCACUGCAGUGCCCACCACCACUGAGUCAGAGGCUGAGACAGUUGAGGUAGUCACUGCCAUCCCAACCACCACUGAAUCAGAGGCGGAGACAGUUGAGGUUGUCACUGGAACUCCUACCACCGCUGCCCCAACAACGGAUGCUCCCGUCUCUACCGUGACUGCUGUACCGAUCACUGAAGCUCAGACUGUCGAAGUGGUCACUGUUACCCAGACUGCUGAACCUGAGACGGAUGCAACAGUCACCCCUGUACCUACCACUACCGAAGCAGCUACAACGGAGGCCGACACUGAUCUGCUGCCCAACGGAUGCCCAGCUGACUUCCACAUCCAUCUGCUGUUGCCUCAUGAGACUGAAUGUGACCUGUUCUACCAGUGCAACUUCGGAGAGAAAGUCCUGAAGGAAUGUCCCAAGCCUCUGCUCUUCAAUAAUGAGCUUCAGGUGUGCGACUGGGAGUACAACGUGGACUGCAGCGCCGGCAGCUCCAGCGAGUCCGGCAGUGGAAGCGCGGAGAUCAGCGUCAGUGGAGAGGACAGCAGCGGUGACGGCAGCGGCGACGGAAGCGGAGACGGCGAAGAAGACACCGCCCUCCUGCCCAACGGCUGCCCAGCUGACUGGAGCAUCCAUCUGCUGCUCCCCCACGCCGAGUGCGACAAGUUCUACUACUGUGUCCACGGCAACCUCGUCGAGCACUCCUGCGCUCCUGGUACCCACUUCAACCCUGAGAUUCAAGUCUGCGACUGGCCCGAGAACGUCCAGUGCGGCAACAACAACGGCGGCAGCAGCUCCGAAAGCGGCAGCGGCAGCAGCGGAGAAGAGAGCAUCAGCACUGAGGAAGGCAGCGGAGAAGACGGCAGCGGAGACGUAGAGCUCGACAACGGAUGCCCGUCCGACUGGAACAUCCACCAGCUGUUGCCUCACCCUGACUGUGAUAAGUUCUACAACUGCGUCCACGGAAACCUGGUUGAGCAGUCUUGCGCGCCUGGCACGCUCUUCAACCCCGAAAUUCAGGUUUGUGACUGGCCCCAGAACGUGCAAUGCGGUGGAACUGAUAAACCUGAAGUCGUCACUGCCGUACCAACCACCUCCGAGCCUGAAGCUGAGACUGUCGAAGUUGUCACCAGUGCCCCGACCACUGUCACCCACGAGCCGACCACUGAAGAGGCUGUUGUAACUGUGACUGCUACUCCAGAGCCUAUUGUGACUGUUACUGCCACUGAAGAGCCUAUUUCUACUGUGACUGCCACUCAAGAGCCUAUUGUGACUGUGACUGCUACCGAAGAGCCCGUUGCUACUGUGACUGCCACUCAAGAGCCUAUUGUAACUGUUACUGCCACCGAAGAGCCUGUUGUAACUGUUACUGCCACCGAAGAGCCCGUUGUAACUGUUACUGCUACUGCCGAGCCUAUUGUAACUGUGACUGCUACUGAAGAGCCUGUUGCAACUGUGACUGCCACUCAAGAGCCUAUUGUGACUGUUACUGCUACUGAGGAGCCCAUUGUGACUGUGACUGCCACUGAAGAGCCCGUUGCUACUGUGACUGCCACUCAAGAGCCUAUUGUGACUGUUACUGCCACCGAAGAGCCCGUUGUAACUGUGACUGCCCCAACUGUCCUGCCCAAUGGCUGCCCAGCUGACUCUAGCAUCGAGCAGCUGUUGCCCCAUGACUCUGAAUGUGGCAAGUUCUACCAGUGCGUCCACGGCGACCUCGUAGAGAUGGCGUGCCCCAUUGGUCUGCACUUCAACCCGGCUACCGAGCGUUGCGACUGGCCCGAGUCCGCGGGCUGCGCCGUCGACACCAACGAACACAACAAGAAGUGCUCUGAGGGUUGCAACGUCCUCCCCUGGGCCCACGAGACCGACUGUGACAAAUUCUACGCUUGCGACGGACAAAAAGCCACCUUGAUCGUCUGCGCUGAGGGUCUCCACUUCAACGCUAACACCAAGACCUGUGACUUCAUUUGCAACGCUAACUGUGCCAGGGACAACGCCCAGGCUACUGCUGAGAAUGAUGGAGUCAUGAUCUUCUUGCCUUGGGACAAGAUGGACAAAGACAUGUUGAGGAAAUACGGAAAGCAACAUUGAUUGUUGAAUGUAUUGUCUGAUUUAAUUUGGCUGUGUUAAAAACUGAUGAUGAUGAUUAUUAUUGUUAAGAAAUUGAGGUAAGGCCUGUUUGCACUUAAGAUGACAAUUAUUCUGACUUAACAAGUGUUGUAGCAUAACUAUUAAUUUGCAUCCAAAUCUUACCAUAAACUUUCUUAACAAUACUAGCAUAAGUACAUAGUAAACUUUGAUUAAAUUUAAUCCCAAAGAUUUUGGGUAUACAUGCCAUAACCAAAUAAAAUAAAUGUAAAUCAGUGUAAAAAUAUUUAUUAAAACGUUAUUGUUAUUUAAAUUAUUUUGUCAUAAAUAAAUGUUUGUUUACAACACAA
Molecule: messenger RNA, 4276 nt
Organism: Plutella xylostella (diamondback moth)
Lineage: Eukaryota; Metazoa; Arthropoda; Insecta; Lepidoptera; Plutellidae
Source: RefSeq, a predicted model, not a curated record